Molecule: messenger RNA, 699 nt
Organism: Bipolaris zeicola 26-R-13
Lineage: Eukaryota; Fungi; Ascomycota; Dothideomycetes; Pleosporales; Pleosporaceae
Exons: 2
Coding region: 1-699 (232 amino acids)
Source: RefSeq, a predicted model, not a curated record
AUGUUUAAGCCAGAUCUCGAGGAUUAUAUCACUCCUUCCCAUGAUAUGGACAAAACGUUGAUUCUUACCUUUGAAUGGGAUGACGAAAACAAUUGUGCAUUCAUACACGAUUUACAGCCCCUGGACACCUCGAGUACUAUAGAUACCUCCCGGAAAGGCCAUUCAACUCUCCUUCCAGCCCCAUCUCUCACAUCACUAUCUAAAAUGUCGGAGAGCGCUCGACCCUGUCUAGAGCAAUCAAAGUCCCGAGUUUCACGAGUUUCGCCUUUUCAAUUGAGUUGGCUUCAAGACGAUGGGAUAGCUGACACACGUGUUUUGGUAUCCUGCUCUGGACUUGUUCUUAACACAGAUGGUAUCCAAUUCCAAAUGUGCUUCCAGCCACAAAAUCUCUCUGCACACAACGUCUUGAGUUUAGUUGCAAAGGUUGGCAAGGACCCGGGAGAUGUGAUACAAUCACUGAAUGGGAGAGGUGCCUUGGAAGACUUCAAUCACGAGAUACGUUAUGCGUUACGUUCUGGAAAUAGUUUGGUCGUGUGCUGGAAGGAUGAAACGAUGUCCUUUGAGGAGAUUUUCGAGCGAGAAGCAGGUUGGCUCGUACUCGACUACCUGCUAUCACUAACACGCAUAUCAUUUCUUAUACUUUUCUUCUUGUAUUUAUGUGGGUUACUCUUCUUUUCUUUAGGUAUCAUGAUUUUGUAA